AGGCGCUGUGCAUGCUGAGCAACGUGGCCUUCCAGGUCUCCCCGCUGCCGCAGGUCAGGAAGUUCACGAAGGAGCAGGACACGGGGGAUGUGGACGCGGCGCCCUUUGUCAGCAUCCUGUACAAUGGCAGCCAGUGGUGCUUCUACGGCAUUUUCGCGUACGAGUACACGCAGAAGAGUGGAUUCCUGGUUCUGGUCUACUCGAAUUUCAUGGGCGUCUUUCUCGGCAUGUACUACAUCUGGGUCUUCCAGUCAAACUGCCAGAGCACCGACACCAUCCGCAAGCUGCUCGUGUACUACCGAGGCGUCGGGGUGAUGGUCGGGAUCCAGAUCAUCGCUAUCGCGGUGAUGUCGCGCCAGCAGGCCCUUUACUUCUGCGGCCUCGUCUCCUCCGCAUGCAGCGUCCUGGGCUCGUGCUCGCUGCUCAGCACCCUGCCAGUCGUGCUGCGCGACAGGUGUUCAGCCUCCAUCAACCUGCCGCUGCUGAUCGCAGGGAUGGCGGGCACAGUGCUGUGGAUUAUCUGUGGCUUCAUUCUCUGGGACUUUUUGAUUGUGCUGCCCAACAUCAUGGGCUUGAUAAUCCAGUCAAUCUGCAUGGGCCUAGUCUUGUACUUCCCGCGGGAUCUCGACAGCAUCGACGGUGCGGAUGGAUCGCAAGAUAGGUAUCUCCUGACUGCAAGUCAUACUCGUGGUCAACGUAGACAUGACUAUGGAACCGUGAAGGUCUGCGGAGAGACUGGUGGCACUUGGUGAUCUUCUGAAGGAGCCGUUCGAAGACGCAGGAGCUUGCUUCGAGGGGGUUCCGACGCAGAGUGUGGUGUCUCCCAUGGGCGAGCAUACUGAAGGCAAACUAGUUGCCGGCAGUCGAGUAGAAGGGCGCGGUCAGCUGCAAAAUAGUCCAUUCGCAC
Prorocentrum cordatum is the source of this 907-nucleotide messenger RNA. The record is from the annotation of a GenBank genome assembly. NCBI's taxonomy places the organism in Eukaryota, Dinophyceae, Prorocentrales, Prorocentraceae.